AUGAACGAGUCUGUCCCCACUUCACGACGCUGUGACGGUAUCGCAGACCUGGUAAACGUCGUAGAGUCCGACAUGGCAGCCACGUCUCCGACUCGCGUCGCCACGAUGGCGCUUGGAUCCUAUGAUCAUUCCGACGCAAGUGACAGCGCGCGGGGGCCAAUGAAAAAGAAACGCAUCUACAAGAAGCGUAAGUCCACGCACGCGUUACGUAAAGAGGAGAAGCGGGUGUUGCAAGCGGAGGUCGCUGCAUUGCAGGUUAAACUAAAGAACCUCGAGCUGCAGACGCUCGUGCGUCUCGAGGGAAGUUAUGCUGUGACUGCCGCAGAUUUCGUGGAUGAGGAUGAGCUCUAUCCGUAUCGUCCUCAGGAACGCAUCCGGAGCGAUACCACAUCAGCAGUUUUAGUGACGUCACACGCUGAUCCGGUUGAAGCUGAUAUCAAUGGAGAACACACAUUGUCCAAAGAAGAAGCAUUGUGA
Phytophthora infestans T30-4 is the source of this 477-nucleotide messenger RNA. RefSeq lists its product as uncharacterized. Bases 1 to 477 code for a protein of 158 amino acids. The record is from RefSeq and is a predicted model, not a curated record. NCBI's taxonomy places the organism in Eukaryota, Oomycota, Peronosporomycetes, Peronosporales, Peronosporaceae. The transcript is spliced from 2 exons.